This is a messenger RNA of Nematostella vectensis (starlet sea anemone), 2607 nucleotides long. Its product is annotated as N-acyl-phosphatidylethanolamine-hydrolyzing phospholipase D. Bases 385 to 1434 code for a protein of 349 amino acids. Lineage: Eukaryota; Metazoa; Cnidaria; Anthozoa; Actiniaria; Edwardsiidae. Gene Ontology annotation, biological process: N-acylphosphatidylethanolamine metabolic process; N-acylethanolamine metabolic process. The transcript is spliced from 4 exons. The record is from RefSeq and is a predicted model, not a curated record. Gene Ontology annotation, molecular function: N-acylphosphatidylethanolamine-specific phospholipase D activity; zinc ion binding. Gene Ontology annotation, cellular component: membrane-bounded organelle; cytoplasm.
UUAAACAAGCUCAUUGUAAAAAUAAAUGAAAAACGGCUCGCAAUCUUACAUUAUUUUGGAUUAAUUACAACUCAUUCGAAGAGUUUAUCUCAAAAUAGUCUAAAAAAGUGCUUCGACACUUCCGUUCCAUUUUAUUUCCGGUACAAGAAGCCUGGUGACCAAAACAGAGAUUCAGGCAAAACCGCCGAAUUCAUUUCGCUGAUUUUGCCAUUGUGAGGCAAACCAGUCGACAUUAUUUGGUGAUCUGAGUGUAUAUUCUUGACCAUUGUGGUUUCAUUAUCUUAAUUAUGUUUUUUUUCUGCUGGUUACAUUUCGAAGAAGUCGAAGAUUUACUUAUUCGUAUUUAGGAACGGACAACCCUCUCUCUCCAUUGCUGUCGCGAAAAUGGAGGAAAAGCAAACUCCCGUUAUCCAGGUGACGAAAGCCAAGCGUGUAAAUGGUCGGUAUGUUACUCCUUGGGGAGGUGAAAGACCAUCAGUAGGGCAAGCCGUACAAUUUAUGAUGGAGGGAAAGGAUCGGGGUGUUGGAGGGACUUGGAAAGAAUUAUAUCAAUUCAAAACACAGGAAUUGAAUGAGACUCUUCCAGUGUUACCCUUAAAUCAAGAAAAAAUCUCCUCACCAGCAUCAGCCCUACAAGUAACAUGGCUUGGACAUGCCAUGCUUCUGGUACAACUUCAGGGUCUAAAUAUCCUCACAGAUCCUCAUCUAAAUGAAUUUGCAGGCCUUACCAGAACCCUCUCAGCUAAGCGAUACCGUCCACCACCUUGUAGAGUGAAUGAACUACCCGAAAUAGAUGCUGUUUGUAUUAGCCAUAAUCAUUACGACCACCUUGAUUAUAACACAGUCCAGCAACUGAAUGCACAUUGCGGGAGUAACAUUUACUGGUAUGUUCCCAUGGGUCUAGGUGAUUGGAUGCGGAGAAGUGGGUGUCAUAAUGUUGUUGAGCUUGAGUGGUGGGAUGAACAUAUUCACCCUAAACAUAGAGACAGAGAAAGGGUUAAAUUCAUUUUCACACCAAGCCAACAUUGGAGCAGAAGGACUCUAACAGAUGAGAACAAGUCACUAUGGGGGAGCUGGAGUGUGGUUGGAAGUAAUAAAAGAUUUUUCUUUGCCGGCGAUACAGGGUACAACAAGGUGUUCCAAGAGAUUGGAGAGAUGUUUGGUCCAUUUGAUGUGGCAGCUAUCCCGAUUGGAGCUUAUAAACCAAGGUGGUUUCUGUCUUUUCAGCAUGUUGAUCCAGCAGGGGCUGUUCAGAUUCACCAAGACGUCAAAUCCAAACUUUCUAUUGGAAUCCAUUGGGGAACGUUUCUGCUUGGACAUGAGCAUUAUUUGGACCCACCUAAAGACCUUGCGACUUCCCUUCAAGCAAACAGCCUAAGCCCUGCGAGUUUCAUAGUACUUCAACACGGAGAAACGAAAGCAAUAAGUGGAUAAAAGAAAAGGAUGUUUUAUUAGGCAAAUGCACAUAUACCAGAACACAGCCGAAUAACCAUGUAUGAAUGUAUAAAAACCUUUGUAUGAAUAAGUUAGAAAUUGACACUCGAUUUUUUUUUUCGAUUUUCGAUAUUUCCAAGGAAUCGAUUCGGUUGUCCGCUUGUCAUGUAAGACAUCAAGUUGGACUGACCUCAUAAACGCAAAAUGGAGUGGUUUGGAGCUACAUACAGAUUUUGAGAUUUUGUACCAAGCCCCCAAAACUGCGAUUUCAUUUGCACGUGCGUCUCGCCUCGCCGAUUAUUAAUAUCUAAUUUUUAUUUCAGAAUUUGCAAACUAGAAGAAUCGGUGAUCAUGUAACUUUGAAAGGGGCUACUAAAACGUUUCUUAAUUGUUUCAAUUUGAACGAAUUUUUGAUAAACAAUUACCAGCGAGAGGCCUCGACGCAGAUGGUUGGGGAUUUCGUAACAACCUUUUUUUAAUUAAAAGAGAUAAAUAAUAAAGGAGCCAUUAUUAUGCCCUACUUAAACACGAGGUCCGCUAUAAAAGGGAAAGCUCCUCCCACCCCCGGGCUCGAGAACAAUCCGUUAUCAAUCAGCCUUCAACGAGUCAACAUGUCAGGACAAUUGCUCUGAGCCCUCAAUUAAAAUUUCAUAUUCUAAACCAAAAUAAAUAGCAUUCCUAAAGUUUUCCAUCUAAAAAUGUUUCUGUCUAUCGUAAAAAACAUUCAUACCAACCUGUGUGCGCUCUUAAAUACAAGCAUUUUCAUCACAGCGCGUGAAUUAUUUAUGCAGGUGCGUUAGAUUAUGGAUAGCGCAAAAUUCAAAAUUUUGCACCAAAAACGUAGCUGGACAGCAAAUCACUAAUUUAUCGAUCUCUUAACACAACUGUCUUGUUACCUGUGCAAAAAAAGUUUUAUUCCAGCCGACUAAGGCUUAGAGACAAGCAAUUUUACAGGAGGCUUUUAAUUUGUGACUGCUAGCGUUGCAGUGUUCUAAUUAUGAUUGCAAAUUCGGGGGUGGGAGGAGCUUUCCCUUUUAUAGCGGAACCUCGUGUUUGAUGUUCCGUCGAUAGAUGCUGGGAUGUUAUGGACAAUUAAUAAAAAGACUUAGAGUCCUAGUAUCCUCUGGAAGGGGAAAAGAAAGCAAUAAAGAAAAAAGAAAGAAAAAGACAAAA